Molecule: messenger RNA, 7572 nt
Organism: Rattus norvegicus (Norway rat)
Lineage: Eukaryota; Metazoa; Chordata; Mammalia; Rodentia; Muridae
Source: RefSeq, a predicted model, not a curated record
UCAAAGGUGUGUGCCAUGCCUAGCUGAUUUUUUUUUUUUUGUGAGAAGUCUUGUGACUUUUAAAUACAACAUAGAACUGGGGUGAGAGGUCAGUCAGUAAAAUAUUUGUGAGGAUUUGAGUUUGAUGUCCCCCAAAAGACCAAAUUUGGUGUCACUGGGGAGGUGCAGAGUCACUGGCCAGGUAGCCGGUGGUGAGUUCCAGCUAGUGAGAGAACUUACAUCAAAAUAAUAAAUAAAUAGAAAUGGGUGGAUGCUGCCUGGUCUUCCUCAGACCUUUAUACGAGCACCCGUGUGUAUAUACACGCAUGCAUUCGUGCACCAAAUAUCCAUAGGAGCACAGGUAAAUGGAAUUGUAGACAGACACUACCAUAUUUCCUUUCCUUCUACUAACUCAGUCUUGUAUUUCAAUAAGCAAAAAACGAAUACAACGUGUUCAGAAUCCUGUUGACUGGUAUUUGUUGGCACAAUUCUAUACAAGAAUUAAGUGUUUCCAACAGGUCUUGAAAAAACAAAAACUGGUUACAAGCAGCAGCCAGGCAGUAGUGGUAUACUCCUUUGAUCCCAGCAUGAGGUGGCAGAGGCAGGGAGAGCUCUGUCAGAGGGCAGCUUUAUCUAUAGAGCUAGUUACAAGACAGCCAGGGCUACACAAACAAACCCCGUCUCACAAAACCAAACCAAAGCAACCAACCAACCAACCAACCAACCAACCAAACAAGAAGUUGGCAUUGGCAUUGGGCAAUUCUGAUGUAAGUAUAGCUCUCAUCGCCUAGCGUAGGGCCGGGUAACCUGGAGAUUUCUGUGUAGAAAACCAGCAAAGACUCACUGUGUACAGCUGACGUUAUACAUGAGGUCGUGAGAACACUAUUGAACAUGGUCAGCGGUGGUCUGAGGUGGAGAAAACCUUCUCACCAGUAGGAAUAGUUCUCAAUGAUGACCUUGAACAAUGCAACUUCAUCAAACCUGAAGCAUGUUUGGCCAAUAUCACCUCAGAUCAAAUUUCAGUGCUAAAAAAGAAAGAGCUUGCUAGGCUUACCAAAUUGUACUGUGUUAAUACCCAUCGCUGGGGAGAAAUAUUGGGAACAUGGUUAAGCUGUAAUCAAGUGCUAUUUCCACAAAUUAAGACUGGUUAACAAACUGGGAGUGAUGCUCACCUCCUCUAAUCCGAAGGGAGGUGGAGUCAGGGUCAGGGUUAAAUCUCAAACCCUGCAGCAAUUGGCUGAGGUGCUUAUUUAACAUAUCAAAGGGGACCUGGCAGCUGUGUUCUUCCUGCAACCCUCAGUCCGUACCAGUAGGGCCCUCCUGGCUGCCCUAACCCUCCACCUCCUACACUGAACUUCCCAGCCCAGGCAACUGGGUUGCUCUUCCCUAUAUAAUGCAACCAAUUUGGUUGCAGGUCCCUUUUGUACGUUUGGCCUUCGGGCUUCUGCAGUUUGUCCCUUUUUCUCCCCUCUUCCACCCGCUCCCCUACUCCCUGCAUGCCCCAGCUCAGUCUCAAUCUGGUCCUGUCAACUCUAGACUCCACCGUAUCUGGGAGCAGUUAUGCCCUUCCCUCUGUAUUCCUUUUUUCACUCAGUCAAUUAUUCAAAGCUAAGGGGCUGGAGAGAUGGCUUUAAGAUUAAGAGCGCUUGCCACUUGGUCUCCCCAGUACGGUGCUGGGCAGCUCACAACAGCCUGUAUCUCCAGCUAAGGGUGAUCCAAUUCCUCCGGUAAUCUGGGGCACCUGCACAAUUGUACACACAAAUGCACACACGUACUCACAUUCCUGUAAUUAAAAAUAGAAUAAUUCAUGCUGGGUGAGGCAGUGCACUUCUUUAAUCACAGCAUUUGGGAGGCAGAGGCAGGCAGAUCUAAAAAAAGACAUCUAGACGGAGAGACUGAAUGUACAAAGCCUACUGGGUGUGGUCCUUAAGCUUUAAUACCAGCCCUAGGAACUCUAAAAGAAUUCUUUAAAAAAAGUUCAAGACUGCCUGGUGCCUAGUACUCACGCCUGUAGUCAUCCCAACAUUUAAAAGGCUGAGGCAGGUGCAUUCCUUUGAGUUCAGAACCAGACUGGUCUAAGUCGAUGGCUUCCAGGGCAGCCUGGACUAUAGUAGUACGCUGUCUCAAAAGCAAGGGGAAAAGAAAGCUCACGGCCAACCUCGAGAUCGAGGUCAACUUGUGCUACCGAACAUCUAGUUUGAAAACAUCAAAAGUCAUUGAAAAAGUGAAAAAUGAAAAAGGUGGCGAAAUGUUAAGUGUUUGCUUUACUCAAGAGAACUCAAGCAUUUCGUUGUCUGUGGGUUAGAAUCAGGACGGACAAGUAAGUGCACUUGUCACUUAAUGUCACUUAAUGUCGCGGCUGAGUCUUCACCUGAACUUGGCUGCGGAUCAGGAGUGCCUACGGAGUCCACAGCGUUAGCGGAAAACUUUUCCCGGGUCCUAAGGACCCACCCUCCUGAAGAACCUGAAGCGCAAUAUGGGCUUUCUAAUCCUCCCGGUUCCGGAGGAGAGUCCUCCUUGUCCCUGGGUCACAGAUGUCGGGUGCUCCCCAAGAGUGCAGGUUCAACCUCGCUGGCCGCUAGGGCGGGGCCCUCAUCAAACCACGCCCGCCGCACUCGCGAAGACUCCUCAGGCCGCGGUCGCCCGCAGCGUUUAGGGAUGCCAGUGAGUAGGCAUGUCACUCUCCAGGGUGCCCGCCCCCUACCCUGCCUCGUCCUCUACCCGCCCCGCCCCUCACCCUGACUGGCCCUCGCCCUGGUCCUUGGGCACCUCGCCUACCGAACGCUGAUUCUCUUGGCUGUCUUGCCUUUAUCACGCCCCGCCCAUUGGCCCGCCUCGCCCUCUGCGCGCCCCGCCUCUUGGACGCCUCCGCCUCCGCACGCCCAGCCCAUCGGCCCGCCUCGGCCUAUAAACGCCCCGCCUAUUUGACCACCCCGCCCAUUGGCCCUCCUCGCCCUCCGCACGCCCCGCCCAGUUGCCUUCCUCGCCCUCUGCACGCCCCGCCCCCGACUGCCUCGCCCUCUGCACGCCCCGCCCUCUGGGGCAGUUACCGGCUAAGGCCGCGCGCGCCUCCGCGGCUCGCCAGAGAUCCUUCAGACUGGCUGGAGCGCCGCGUCGUCGCCCGCGCCCGCUGAGGGCUCGCGGCUCGGGCGCGCCCGGCGCGUGUGGCGAGCUCCAGCCGUGCGCUGCGACGAGGCCGGGCGGCGGGCGGUUAGCGCUCCGCUCGGCGGGCGGGGAGGACGGGCACGCCGGGCGCUGCACGCCUCGGCGGGCAGGUUCCGCGUCCCAGGACCGAAGCGGGUCGGUGCCCCCGUGUGGAGAGAGGGGCGGCCGGGCUCCCUGGACCCGGACGGCCCCAGGCUGGGCAGGAGGCUGGGGCCAGGGGCCGGCCAUGUCCGCUCGCGCCCCGGUGCCCGCCGCUGCCCCCCGGGAGGACCCGCCCGCCGUGGCCGGAGACCGGGACGCGCUGUUGGCAGCGGCGAGCCGGCGGGCGGAGCAGCCGGCGCCCGGCGAGCGGGAGGGCAAAGAGGCGAGGGAGGAGCGGGCCGCGGCCGCCACCAGCGCGGGGGCGCGGGGAGAGCCGUCGCCGGCGCUCGUGCUGGGACACAGCGUGCCGCAAGCGGCCGUGCCCGUGAGGCCGCUGGCGCUGCACCUGGCGCACAAGGCGCGUGCGCCCGGGGGUCCCUUCGGCGGGGAGGCCCCGCCGCCGCCGCCGCCACCACCACCGCCGCCGCCACCGCCGCCGCCGCCAGCACCUCGGGACCCACCGGAGGACGUCCGUGAGGACCCAGCGGCAGCCGGCCUCGAGGACAAGCCGCCGCCGCUGCCAAAGGGGAACCCGUGGACCAAGAAGCUGCCUCAGCACCUGUCCCCGGUGGGCACCGGCGUGCCGCCGCCCGCUCAGGACUCCCCGGAGGCCGAGCUCAGUUCCCCCAAAAUUAUAAAAGCGGGAAAACUCAAGACAAAGAAAUCCAACAAGGCUAGUGACUUCAGUGAUAUGGCAAACUGGCCAACACCAGGUGAAUUGGUUAACACGGGGUCUCAGAGUGUUAUCAGCCAAGGAAAUAAAAAGCCACAAAUUAGAAAAGAAAAAGAAGAGAAGAUUGAAAAAAGAAGCAACAGUGAGAGCAAAGAGAACCGGGAAGCAAAACUAGAUGGUCCUAUUGAAAACGUCAGCGAGGAUGAAGCUCAGUCAAGCAGCCAGCGGAAGAGAGCUAAUAAGCACAAAUGGGUACCACUCCACUUAGAUGAUGUGAGACCAGACAGCCAGGAAAGACCUGGGUCCCGGAACAGCUCUAGAUGUCAACCUGAAGCAAAUAAACCAGCGCACAACAAUAGAAAAAGUGAUACACGAAGUUGGAGACGGGAUAGAGAAAAGAGAGAUGAUCAAGAUGAAGUAUCCAGUGUGAGAAGUGAGGGUGGUACCAUCCGAGGUUCCACUAGAGGCCGGGGAAGAGGCCGGGGCCGAGGAAGAGGCCGAGGUCGAGGAAACCCUAGAUUGAACUUUGAUUAUUCAUAUGGUUAUCGAGAGCCAGGGGAAAGGACUGAGCAGCCAUUUCCUACAGAGCUUAACACCAGCAUGAUGUAUUACUAUGAUGAUGGCACAGGUGUGCAGGUGUAUCCUGUGGAAGAAACACUGCUUAAAGAGUACAUUAAGCGCCAAAUUGAGUAUUACUUCAGCAUAGAGAACUUGGAACGGGACUUCUUUCUUCGAAGAAAGAUGGAUGAGCAGGGAUUUCUGCCCAUUUCCCUGAUUGCUGGUUUUCACCGUGUGCAGGCUCUCACCACAAACCUUAAUCUCAUCUUGGAGCCCCCCCUGUUCAAUAAAGCCCAGGCUGGGAUCCUCCUGCCUCUGUCUCCCUGGUGCUAGCACUGCAGGUCUGAGGCAUCACAAACAGCUGCUCCUGAUCUUUGACGUCUCACAGUGCCUUUGGGAUUGAUUGCUUUGUUUUGUUUCAGCCCUCCCCUGCCUUGUGUUGCUGAUCUCUGUUCUGUAGUACAGAUGUCCCUCAGCAUACCCAUGCACUAAUGGAUGACUGUGUUCCAUUUUGGAGAUUGUAAAUAAAGACUGAGGUCUCAUGUGAUUGUGUUUUCAUUUAUGCUGGGUAAAUUCUUUUGACUGUAGUUGCUAGGAUGUGUAAUAACUUGCUCUGAUUUAGUAUUAUCUACAUAGCUAAACAUUAUGAAUCAAUUUCUGUAAAAGGUAGCCAGGCUGGCCUUAAACUCACAGAAAUCCUGCCCUACCCUCCUGAGUAUUGGUAUUGCAGGUAUGAGGCUCAUGAGGUUCAAGCCUGCAGUAGGUCAGGUGACCCUUGUUCUGUAGCAUUCCAGCUGGUAACUAAGGUCACUCUGGGGUAGCGGUAGGUUAUUUGCUUCCAUCCUAAAUCUCGUGUUCUGCAUCAACUGAAUUUAUGUCUGCUCAUUUCCUUUGUCUCAGGUUCUCACAGAUGCAGAUCUUCAGCCCUAAGGGAUAGAUCUCUACAUAGAUCAUUAGUACUUGCUAUUUUAAUACGGCAAACUGACAUUUAUUUAGCAGGUCAGUGAGUGGGCAUGGUUAGCCAUGGUGUGAGGUCAAAGGACAACUUUUAGGAGCUAGUGCUCUCUCUCCUUCCACCACUGAACUCAGGCCCUCAAUGUCAGGUGUCUAUACCAGCUCAGAUAUCUCGUUAGCCCAGGGCUACUUUCUCUUCCUCCUCUUCCUUUCUUCCCUCCCUCCUUUCUUUUUCUGAAUCAGGGUUUCUCUUUGCUAUGUAGACCAGCUGGCUUUGAACUGACACAGAUCCUCCUGCCUCUGCCUCCCUGAGUGAGGGGUUAAAGGUGUGUACUCUCAUCACUUUUUUUUCCUUUAACUGUAUCAUGAAGAAAAAUGCCUAAUUGGUCAGCUAGUCAGAACUUUGGACGCCCCCAAAUAUCAGUUAAAACAGGAUCUGAUUUAGGUUAAGCUUUGGAAUUUAUAAAAGUUCCAGUUUUUUUUUUUUUUUUAGACUUUUUCAGAUUUAAGCUGCUUGAACAUUUUGCAUAUAGCUGUUCCCUUUAGAAUUUGUCUGCUUGUUUCUUUCACACAGGGUAGUAAUCCUCUAAUCCUCCUACCUCACCCUCCUUAGUGUUGAGUUUAUAGGCAUGUGCCAUUAUGCCUGGCUUUUGGUUUGCUCUAAUUGUUUUAGAAGACAUGAAUAAUGAAUAACUAAUUUCUUUUAAUUUCUACCUGUUCAUUUACUAAGGACAGAAUUGUUUUGUUUUGUCUUUUAAUUUUGGUGGUGGUGGGUCACUACCUGUCUCAAUGCUUAACAUUCCUGAAUGAAGCACACAUACAGCCUUUAUAUUUAAUAUGCCUUAAUCAGCACAAUAGCUGGCUACUGCCCAACCUCCACCACUGAUAGAAUCUACCUCCCCCCAAUAAUUCUGAGUUGAAACUUAAUAAAUUCUGUGUUCUGUCUUGGCUACUCUGGACCCAGAGGGCUGCCCAUCUUGGCCACAUUCUUCUGGCUCCUUCACACAUUCUCUCUGAUCAUCUUUACACUAUCUUGACCUCGCAAAUUUCCCUUCCCUCCUCUAGUCCCAAGCCCAGGAAUCUGCCUCCGUCUACCCUCCACAGACAUUACCAAUGACCCACUACCGGCAGGUUCCCAGAAGCUACAUGCAGACAAUGGUGUAAGCAGUUUUGGGGAUCCAAAUUAAUAUUAGAAUACAAGCAGCAUUGGGCCAAACCCAGUACACAGAAUCCAAAGUCCUGUGCAUGGACCACUAAGUGAUUCCAUAGGUUGUUUUCUACAUAAAAAAUCUAUUCCACAGGAUCUGUAACACAGUUUUUAACCUCACCUUUGGCCAGUAAUAAGUCAGUUGUUUUCUUGUUAGUAAUCAGUGUAGUUUCUUUUUGUAUACUCCUCUUGAAUUAGGGUCUUGCAUAGCACAGAUCUGACUUCAACUCAUAUCAAACUCACUAUGUAACUUGGGAAAACUUUUAAUUCUUGAUCCUUUUAUCCCUACCACCUGAGUGAGUGCUGCAUUGCAGACACAUAUCACCAUACCUGUUUUUUUUUGGGGGGGAUUACUUGUGAUAAAACUCAGGACAUCAAUCAUGUCAGGGAAGAACCCUAGGAAGUAAGCUCUAUCUUCAGCUUGUUAAUUCACUUUUUUGACAGUGGGAGUUGGAGUACAGGGUCUCAUGUAGUGCCACCUAUCCUCAAGCUCACUGUAGCCUAGAAUGACUUCGAGAACUUUGCUUACCUCUAUUUAUCUCCCACCCCCAUUUCCUGAGUUCUGUUUCUGGUCUUUUGAGACAGAGUCUUAAGCUGGCCCCAAACUUGGCACAAUCCUUUUGCCUCUGCUGCCCGAUCACUGAAAUUACAGACAUGGACCAAUAUACCUAAAGGAAUGUUCUAUUGCUAAGACUAAUUCACAGUUAGUCUUAGACGCAUUAACUAUGUUAUUACAGCCUACUAACUUGAAGCUUUGCAAUUUUUAGAUAAGAAUUUUUAAAGCAUACAACUAAGACCUUUUGCAUGUAACUUUAAUGUGUAAAUUUUCUACUGCCAGGCACUUAAGGAUAGCACAGAAGUAGAAAUUGUGGAUGAGAAAAUGAGGAAAAAGAUA